Messenger RNA from Rhodamnia argentea, 1509 nucleotides. RefSeq names its product probable aspartic proteinase GIP2. The coding region runs from base 51 to 1331 and encodes 426 amino acids. Gene Ontology annotation, molecular function: aspartic-type endopeptidase activity. The transcript is spliced from 2 exons. The record is from RefSeq and is a predicted model, not a curated record. NCBI's taxonomy places the organism in Eukaryota, Viridiplantae, Streptophyta, Magnoliopsida, Myrtales, Myrtaceae. Gene Ontology annotation, biological process: proteolysis.
UGCUCCUCUGCAAGCUUUCUCAAGCCCCAUCACCAUCUUCAGCAUCAACAAUGGUGGCUUCUCGCUGCCUCCUCCUCCUCGCCUCGAUCGCCUCCUUCCUCUCUCUCUCAUCCUCCCAAAUCACACCUGCUGCCCCUCCUUCCUCUGUCAUCUUCCCCGUCGCCAAAGACGAGGCAUCCCGCCAGUACUACACCACCAUCGCCCUCGGCACGCCGCCUUCUCCCGUGAAGGCCGUGCUCGACCUCUCGGGCUCAUACUCAUGGUUCGACUGCGGCGCCGCCCGCUAUGACCCUUCGUCGUCCUCGUCCCACCGCCGCAUCGUCUGCAGCUCCGCCAGAUGCAGGGCCGCCCGCGGCGGCGGCUGCUUUAACGACACUUGCGGCGUGUACGUGCACAACCCACUGACGGAGGUCGUCAUCGGCGCCGGGCUCGGCGAGGACGCGGUGGUGGUGCACCACACCGAUGGGAUCAAGUACACGUCGAGAGGCGUAGUUCAACUUCCAUUCUCUUGCGUGCCUUCGGAGUUCACGCGCGGCACCUCCAGAGCCGGCAAUGGCGUGAUCGCCCUUUCCAUUGCUCCGACCUCGCUCGCUACGAAGCUCUCGGCCGACCUCAACCUCCCCCACAAGCUCGCUCUCUGCCUCCCGUCUUCUUCUUCCUCCUCCGGCCACGGCGACUUCUAUGUCGGCGGCGGCCCAUACUUCAGGCCUCCGAUCAAGCAGGACCUCUCGAAGUCGCUUCUUGUCACUCAGCUGCUCAUCGAUCCCGUCAGCCGACCGCCCUCUCACGGCUCCGCAUCUCCGUCCGACCAGUACUUCGUUGACGUGACCGCCAUCAAGGUCAAUUUUUCUCCGGUCAAUUUCAACGCAUCGUUGUUAUCGAUUGACGAGGACGGAAGAGGCGGGACCAAAAUCAGUACUCUGACUCCGUACACGGUCCUCCACUCGGACAUCUAUAGAGCUCUGGUUGGGGAGUUUUCGAGGCAGGCGGCGGAGAAGAAGAUCAGGAGAGCAGAGCCGAUCGCGCCGUUCGGGGCGUGCUUCGACCUGAGGAGCGUAAGGAGCAGGAUGGCGGGGCCGGACGUGCCGGUGAUAGUGCUGGUGCUCCAGGGCGACGCGCAGUGGAGGAUCGACGGGGCGAAUUCGAUGGUGAGGGUGAGCCAGGAGGCGAUGUGCCUGGGUUUCGUGGAGGGAGGGACGAGUCCGAUGACAGCGAUCGUGAUCGGGGCGCACCAGAUGGAGGACAAUCUGGUGGAGUUCGACAUGGCUGCGAUAGCGUUAAGGUUCAGCAACUCGCUCCUGCUUCGCAACACCAGUUGCUCCCAUUCUUGAGGUUGAGGAUGGAUGUUGCUUCAUUUCCAUGUUAGUUUUCUUGUCUUCAUGCUAGUUUGUCCGAUGAUUCUCAGUCUGGUCAAUGUACUGUUUGAUCACGAAUGUCUGUCUGACUUUGUAGUUUGUUGCAAUUUAUGGACUAAGCACGGAUGAAGAUAAACUGUGUGGGAGUGUAUGA